CUGUCGUUGCUACUUCCGAGAAGGUUGGCAGUUGGUGUCGUCUCGCGCGACUUGAGAAGCAAACAAGAAAACUUUGUGCCUGACACGAAGGGUACAACCGACGAAGUCCUAAUGCUGAAAGGAAGCUUGUCGCCGUAUCUCGACACUCACAAUGAAGAAGAGUCGUCUUAUGUAACGCUUAGCAAUGGGCCGUAUGGUAAAUAUCAUAGCACCGAUCGUAUCACGCUUCCGAAAAUGACACAACUCAAAAGACUCGAUGUAUCAGUUAUCACGAAUGAAUUAGCGUAUGUAGCAGAUUCCACGAGCACGGAACACAACUCGUACAAUCACGUCCUCGCAGAUGUAUACUUUGUAACGCCCAUCCUCUGCAAGCAUUGUGAAGAUUAUAUCUGGGGCACCGGGAAAGUGGGAGUCAAAUGCAAAGCCGAGUCCGUGCGGGCAAGAUGAACCUCGAAAACUGCUCCAGUUUUUCCAGGACGGCGUCAUCGGCUUCCGAGCCUGCUGGAGGAACUGGCUGUGGAGACAAAGACCUUCGGAGUACGUCAGCAAAUCCGCGACUGAGCUCCUCUUAAAGCACGACCGUGCAUGCAUCUCAAACACAACGUGCUCGCACAGUCAAGCAUCUUAUUUUCAACAUUCCAGAAGCGAUUCCAACGACUUCUUAUGCCGACACAAUCGGAUACGAUCGUUCAGAGCAGCGAGGAGUUUUUGAUGCUCCGAGCAGCCGCCGCCGUUCCGAAAUCGUUUCGUCAGAGGCGAUCGAUGAGGAGAAUGCCUAAUGUUUCGGAAAAACUGUACCUCCUAAAAUUCACAAACGAAUUACUUUUGUUCGCUACAUUUUCUCUGAAUCAAUCUGUCAAAUCGAUCUGUUAUUUUUGAGUUAUUUAAUCUGUACGAUUGCUGAGGUGAAGAGUCGAAUCGCGAGUUAAAUCGAAUGGGCCUUUGUUGUUCACGUAAUUUUCGUCAUCACAGAGGUCGACCCGCUGAUUCCUAAUACCAGAAUCAUUCAGCGAGUCGCGACGAUUCGAUGCCGAAGGGCUCCGGGAGCUCCUCUGAAUUAUAUCAUAGACCUUGAAGGGGACGACGAGCGAUUCCCGAGGAGCGCCUAUCCUCGAUUCGUCCAGCUCGGUCGAUCCGCUCGUCGCCUAUAGGAAUGUUCGGCAGGAAAUUUCCAUUCCGGCGGUUCGAUCGCGGACCGAAACGAACGGCUCGGGGCUCCGGCGUCGUUCCGGUACGAGUCUGCAUCGGCGUAAAGGCCACGGGAAGAACCGACAAAUGUCGGAGAUGGCCGAGGCGUCGUUGCGCCGAACCACGAGCUACCCUCGGCAGCAGCUCGCGGCUGGCUAUGGCUAUUGACCGAGCUUGGCGGACCGGCCGGUCAGCUGUGCGCCUCGCCGGCGGUGUGGUAUUCUCCUCCGCGGCCAGGAAGAAGCCGUCCACGUAGACGAGGCGGUGUGUCGUUUGGGCCGGCGAGGAUCAGUCGGCGCGAGUCAGCGACGGGGAAACCGGAACACGAGCGAACGUCCGUCCAGUCGGAUUGAAGGAGAGCCAAGCGGGGACUCUCUCAGGAGAGGAGUCCGGCGGCGACGGUAGUGCUCGAAAAGACCGCUCGGUCUCCGGGCGUAGGAGACAAUCGCGGUAGAGAGACGGUCCCCCGGGGAGCCGCGCGUUCGUACAUAUGUCCGCGAGUGGAAUCGAGGGACGAGAGAGACUGAUUACUCCGGUCUCGCCGUCGUCGUCAUCGUCAUCAUCGUCGUCGUCGUCGUCGUCAUUGUCGUUGUCGUUGUCGUCAAUGGAUCGGUCCCGGUGAAAGCCCAAAACGUGCGAAUCGCUCGCUACACGCGCUGCGGCAAGUAAAGGCAGCUGGAGUAGGAGAGUGAACCAAACGGAGCGGGAGUUAAAGAGAGCUAGAGAGAAAGAGAGACAAAUAUACCGAGAGCGGAAAAAGAGAGAAAGAGAGAGAGAGGAAAGGAGGGACUUGGCUCACGGGCAACACUCGACAUGUAGAGUCUGCAGAGACCGACCGGCUGUGCACGGCCAGUGCCGGAGACGAUCAUACGAGAGAGGACUCGAAAGAGAAAGAGAGAACUAGAGAACGGCAACGAACGGUUUCGAGAGAGACAGCGAAGAGGUGGGAGGAGACGGGAGAGACAAAGAGAGCAAGAGAGUGAGAGAGUGAGAGAAAGAGAAAGAUCGACCGAGUGUGGGAGAGACACCGAAUGAAACAGAGCGAGAGAAAGAAAGAGAGAGAAAGAGAGAAAAGGAUAGGCAAAUAGAUAGGUGUCGUGUACGUAUGCGUUGACGAGUGUGCCGCCGCGACGUGUGUGCAGGUGUGUGCGCGUGUUACAGGCAGGCCGCCGGCACAAAAAAGUACAGGGCCCAGUGGACUUUUCCAUACCGGAGGAGAACUGCGUGCAUUAUACGUACGUGCGUGCAUCGUGCGUGCGUGCGUGCAUGCGUGCCGUCCGCGCGCGUGUCUGUGUGCGCGAGAGUGCGCGCGCCGCCUUCGCGGACCGCGGACGGACACGCCGGCGAAUUUUCAGCCGAAUUAUACCUGCAAACGGGGACGGACGGGGACCGAUCGACCGACCGACCGACCGAUCGACCGACCGACUCUUCUCGCGGUCUAUCCGCUGACCUCCGCUAAAAGAGGAGAAACGGGCGAAAGCAGAUAGAGCCGCUGCGAAGGGGGUAGCUAACUCGGUUUCAUAGAGUGCGCGCGAUCAGGUGCGAGAAGAGGAGAAAGAGAAAGAGAGAGAAAAGGAAAAAGAGGGUUGGAUCACCCCGGGAGGGAGAGACCAGGAGGUUGGACGUCGCGGCGCCGACGUAGAGAGGAUACCUUGCAUGGACGGCUUUACCGGGUGGAAGCGACCGCGAAUCGUCGACAGCGAGAAGAGGAGGUAAUAGGAUCGUCCACCAGCUGAGGUCUACCUUGCCGGCCGAGAGAGAGAGGGAAGGAGGGAGAAAGAGAGGACGAUAGAGAUAGCGAGGGAGCGAGCAAGCGAGUGAGCGUGUCUGGUACAUAGGAACUCCGUUCCGACUCUGACUCCUCCGCCGCCACUAACUCGCGGUCGGUAAAACGUUGGGACGACGGCGGCGGUGAUCCGGUGAGACACGGCCGUCCGAGAACGCACGGUUGGCAGUCGCGGCCUUCUGGUGGACGUGAUAAGGACGAGCGGCGCGAUCCGUUCCGGCGAGCGAAGCGGUCGGCCGUGCGAAGCACGAGAAGGAGCUGCAGAGGGACGACAGGAA
Molecule: messenger RNA, 3252 nt
Organism: Wasmannia auropunctata (little fire ant)
Lineage: Eukaryota; Metazoa; Arthropoda; Insecta; Hymenoptera; Formicidae
Exons: 5
Coding region: 112-447 (111 amino acids)
Source: RefSeq, a predicted model, not a curated record